UAUUUACCCAAAAUGAUGUUCCUACUUACCUUCUUAACGCUAAGUGUGGUGGGACUUUCGAGCGCAUCUUUGGCCCGGCUGGAUGGUCGUAUUGUUGGUGGAUUUGCAGUUGACAUCAAGGAUGUGCCAUUUCAGGUGUCCCUUUUCAGCUCAAAUCACUUCUGUGGUGGUUCUCUGAUUGCCAAACGAUUCGUCUUGACGGCCGCCCACUGCACAUAUGGUCACGAUGAAUUCGAACCACUAUUCGCAGUACGAAUUGGUUCUUCCGUUUCUGAUAAGGGAGGACUGAUGGUUAAGGUGGCGCGCGUACAUCAACAUGAGAAGUUCGAUUGGAAUACCAUUGAUUACGAUUUUUCCAUCUUGGAAUUGGAGGACUAUGACUUGAAUGCCUUGUCAUUUGAAAUGCAAUAUGCCAAAUUGCCCACCCGCAGCCAGGUACCUGAUGGUACAGUUUUAACUGUCUCUGGAUGGGGUGGUACAAAAAAUCCUAGCGAUGACAUACGCAUUUUGAGAGCAGUCCAUGUACCCAAAGUCAACGAGAAUGUUUGUGAGGAGGCCUAUAAGGCACGUAUCACAGAUCGUAUGUUGUGUGCCGGUUUGGUUGAAGGAGGCAAGGAUUCUUGCCAAGGUGACUCAGGCGGUCCUUUGGUUCGUAAUCGCACUUUAGUGGGUGUUGUGUCUUGGGGUUCUGGCUGUGCUCAACCCAAUUAUCCUGGGGUGUACGCUCGUGUCUCUUCUGUGUUGCCAUGGAUUGCUGAGAAGACCGGUCUUAGUCUAUAAUGAUGAAAUGAUAAAAUAAAUCUUACAUACAUGUAAAAACUUUAAAAA
Messenger RNA from Stomoxys calcitrans (stable fly), 828 nucleotides. RefSeq names its product trypsin 5G1. Gene Ontology annotation, molecular function: serine-type endopeptidase activity. NCBI's taxonomy places the organism in Eukaryota, Metazoa, Arthropoda, Insecta, Diptera, Muscidae. The record is from RefSeq and is a predicted model, not a curated record. Gene Ontology annotation, biological process: proteolysis. Bases 13 to 780 code for a protein of 255 amino acids. The transcript has a single exon.